Micromonas pusilla CCMP1545 is the source of this 6111-nucleotide messenger RNA. RefSeq lists its product as uncharacterized. Gene Ontology annotation, cellular component: mitotic spindle; spindle microtubule. The transcript is spliced from 2 exons. NCBI's taxonomy places the organism in Eukaryota, Viridiplantae, Chlorophyta, Mamiellophyceae, Mamiellales, Mamiellaceae. The record is from RefSeq and is a predicted model, not a curated record. The coding region runs from base 1 to 6111 and encodes 2036 amino acids. Gene Ontology annotation, molecular function: plus-end-directed microtubule motor activity. Gene Ontology annotation, biological process: mitotic spindle assembly; spindle elongation.
AUGAGCGGCCUCGCGGAUAAGCCCAUCACCGCGGUGUACCGCAGCGCGGCCAUGUCACUCCGCAAGGCGAAUCUCGCGAGGGAGUCCGGGGACACCGACGAGGAGGUCUUCCAGCUCAACGCGUUCGUGACCGCGGUGACUUCGGGCGUGAGAGCGCAUCCGAUGUACGAGCGACGGAAGACCGAUAAGGACUGCGUCGACCUGGAGAACAAACUCAUCGACGCGGUGACGCGGCUGAGCGACAUCGAGAGCGACGAGGAGAAGAAAGCGGAGGAGAGGGAGGUGAAAGCCGCGGCGAGGCGGCUGGAGCAGGAGACGGCGCGAACGCCCCGGGAGGAGGAGAGCGACGACGCCGAGGCGGGCCCGGCGCGGCGGAGGGAGCCCUCGGGCGGGGCCUUGCUCGCGCGCUCGCGGGCGAACUCCAGGGCGAACUCCAGGGCGAACUCCAGAGCGACGAGCCCGACGCGAACCGCGACGGCGGCGACGUCCACGGCGACGAGCGAACCGCCGCCGCCGCCGCCGCCGCCGUCGGUUCCUUCCGAGAUCGCCCCCGCCUCGGACGAAGCCCCCCGCGACGCGUUCUGGCGCCCGGCGGGGACCACCACCGACGCGAGCGCGGCAUCGGGUACAUCGACCGACGUCACCACGGAGGUGGGCAAACUGAGGGAACACAUCACGAGCACGACGGAACGUUCGCUCGACGACGUCGACAUGACGCUGUCCCCGGAGCCGGCGCCGUUCGCCGCGCCGUUCGCGCCGCCGCCGCUCGGGGACCUCACCCCGACCGCGCCCGCGAUCGUCUUCCCUCCGUUCCCGUCCACGGACCUCAUGAUGGGCGGCGUGGAGAGCGGAGACGCGAGCGCGGGGGCGGGAGGAAGCGCGGGGCUGCCCCCGACGCCCCCGCCCGCGGAGACCUCCGCGGCGAUCGCCUCCGCGGCUUUGUUCCGCGCCAGGUUCGACGCGAAGGAGGCGAAGGCCAGGGCGGUCGCCGAGCGCGCGUCCGCGUCUGCGGCGGCGAAAGCGGUGUAUAAAGGGUUCGACGCUCCGACGGAGUCGUCGCUGAAGAAGGUUCAGAGCCCGGUCAAGAAGCCCGCGGCGAAGCCGGCGUCGACGAAGACGGCGUAUUACGGCGUCCCGGCGAGGAGCCUCGCGCCGUCGAAAGCGUCGCCGCUGCCGCCGGCCGCGCCCGCGCUGACGAACCCGCCGCGCGCGAGACUCCCGACGCCGCCCGAACCGCUCGGCGGGGGCGCCGCCGCCGCCGCCGCCGCCGCAGCGGUCGGGUCUCAGUCGUCCCCCGCGGCGGCGCCGCCGACUGCCGCCGCCGCGGCGUCGCCGUCCCCGGCUGCGUCGGGCCCGUCGACGUCGAACGCGUCGGUCGAUCCCGGCGGUCCGGGCCUCGCGACGAUGCGAGGCGCGCAGGCCGCGGCCGUCGCCGCCGCGGAAGCCGCCGCGCAGGCUGUCGGCGAACGCGUCGCGAGAGAUAUCCAAGCCGUCGCGGAACGGCAGUCGCGCGCGGAGCGUCACGCCGCCGCGGAGAUGGACGCGCUCGUGACGCAAGUCUUACCCCUGCACGAGGAGAACAGCGCGCUCCGGGCGACAAUCGAGGCGCUCGCGGCGCGCGUGGAAGCGAUGGAGUCCAGCUCCAGCUCCGGGGCGGCGGACGCUGCCGCGAACGCGGCGACCGCCGCCGCGGUGGCCGCCGCCGUCGGCGCCGAGGUGGACGUCCUUCGCGCGCAGACGUCGCGGCAGAUGAAAGCGUCGCAAGAGUGGACGACGCAGGCGAUCGUGCAUCAGGGGCAGCAGCAGUGGGAGCACGUGCAGAAGAUGCUGACGCAGAGGGACAAGGCUGAGCACGAGCGCGUGACGCACUUACAGCGGCUGCUGGACGACGCGCACCGCGGGCGGGUGGACAUCGAGAGGAAAGCGGAGGAACGCCGUCGUCGGCGAGAAGCCUCGGACGCGGCGACGCGACAGCGCGUCGAAGAAGCGCACAGAGCGGUCGCGGACAUCAAAGAGGAGAUGAAAAGACAAGCGGAGCACCAGCAAGCGCAAGCGUUGCAGAUGCAUCGAGCCGCGGAGGAGUCCGUGCGGUUCCAACAGCAGCAACAAGAGGCGGCGUGGGAGGCGCAUCGGGAGGCGAUGGAGCAGCAACGCCGCGCGCAAUCGGAACGUCUCAAAGCGGAGUCCGCGCAGCUCGCGGCGGCGACCGCGAGCGGGAACAGCGGCGCCGCGUUCGCGGGGCAGUUGAACUCGAUCCUACAGCGCUUAUCGCAGCUCGAGUCCACGCCGUUGCCGCCGCCGCCGUCGUCGCCGUCUCGGUUCGGAGGCGUCGUCGAGGGCCUCGUCACCGCGCGGAUGUCCGAACUCGAGCGCAGGGUAUCCGAGCUCGGGGUGUCCUCGUCCGGGGUAUCGUCCGGGUCUGUCGUGAACCUCAGGUUUCUCGAAGAUCGCGUCGCGGCGCUGGAGAGCGGACGCGGGAACCGAGGGUACGGCGCGGAGUACGCCGCGACGCGGCUCGUCGGCGACGCCGGCGCGAACGACGGCGCGGACCUCGACGCGGUUCGACGAAAAGUCGCGAACAUCGAAUCCAGAGUGGAGAUGGAAUACGACACCGCGCGGGAUUUCAAGGAUCGACUCGCGCGACUCGAGUCCAGGUCCAGAUCCGCCGCCGCCGCCGCCGCCGCGUCGUCCGAGAACGACGACGUGCACGAGUUACGGGUGAAACUCGCGACGUUUGAGGCGAGAAUCGCGCGGGCGGAGGAAGCCGCCGCGGGCGCGUCCUCGACGUCGCCGUCCACGAAGAAAGCGGUGCCGAUGUUAAAAUCGAAGAUGAAGGAUAUGGAACUCGACAUCGCCGCGAGGCUCGCGGACGUGGAAGGGCAGAUCGCGACGCUCGCGGCGAACGCGGUGGAAAACGCCGCCGCCGUCGCCGCGGCGCCGGAGCCGAUCACGACGAGCCGUCAGCAUAAACUCCGCGAGCUCGCGACUUCGGCGGCGAACGACGUCGUCGCGGAGGUGCGAUCGCAGGUCGAGGCGCUCGAGGAGAGCGUGAAGAAGUGCGCGCUGAGCGCCAGCGGGGCGUCGGAAGACUCCGCCGUCGCGGCGCUGCGGCGCCGCGUCGGGGAAAUUUCAGCCGCGGAAGAGCGAGACAUCGCCGCCGUCGCGGAAGACGUCACCGCGUCCGCGGAGCUGAAUCGGCUGCUUCACGCGCGCGUGAGCGAGCUCGAGGACGUGCAGCAAGGCGCGGCCGCGGCGGCGAUCGCGCGGGCGGAGGCGCACGAGAGCGAAGCGAAGCGUCUAACGGACGCGCUCGCCGAGGCGACGACGCGGUUGCGCGCGCUCGAGGCGAACCACGAGACCGCGAGCGAGCUCUCGAUGACGAUGGCCGGUCGCGUGCACGAGCUCAAGACCGCGAUGGACGCCAUCAAGGCGGACGCCGCGGAGGCUGCGCGAGCGGCGAUGAGCGCGGUGAACGGGAAGGUUGAAGCGAUGGAGAUGACCACCGCGCGGGUCGAAACCGAGAUGACGCGUUUACGCGAGUUUGACGACAAGGUGGAGCGCGCGAGCGCGCUCUCCGCGCGCGUCGCCGAGGUCGAGUCCGAGCUCGUGAUACAGAAGCGACGCGCGAUGGAGGUCGCGGACAUGGAAGGACGAGUGAGGGAGCUUCAAACGCGGGCGGAGGACGCGGCGCGCGCGCGGAACGGUUUGAAAGAAGCCAUCGAGACGCUCGAGACUGAUCAAAAGGAGCGCUUCGAGCGCAUCAUCGACGUUCAAACGUCCGUGGUGCAGAAUCAAGCCGCCGCCGGGGCGGUCAUCACCGCUGGGAUGGAGCAACUCGUUCGCCGCGUCUCCGAGCUCGACGAAAAAAAGGCGACUUCCGCGGAUGUCGACACCCUGAACGAGCGCGUGUGCGAUCUCGAAAAGGUCGUCCUGUACAAGAGCCCGGACGAAGAGAAAGAGGACGAGGCGCGGGAGAAGGAGACGGCGACGAUCGCCGCCGCGGUCGCCGCGACGUCGGACGCCGCGGCGAAGGACCAACUCCAAGGUCGACUCGACGAGCUCGAGCGCAAGGAACGAAAGUCGUCGAUGCGUUCCGUCGUCGGGAGGUGGCAGAAGGGCGGCAGCGGCGCCGUGUCGCUGCUGAAGGACACGAAAGCGGCGAACGCGGCCGCUGAAGCCGCGGCCGAGGCGGCGGAGAAGGCGCGCGCGUCCAUCGAAGCCCUCGCCUCGCGAGUCGCGGAGGUCGAGAAAAAACAGGACCACUUUGAGGACGAGAAAGCGGCCGCGGCGUUCCGCGCGGCGACGUCCGAGAGCGACGCGGACACCGCGGCGAGCAACGCGGAGCAAGCGGCGGCGGCCGCGGUCCACGCGGCCGCCUCCGCGGCGGGAGCGACGGAGAGCCUCGCGUCAGAGCUCGCGAAGUUGCGAAACCAAAUUCUCGCGUUGGAGGGGCAGCGCGGCCCCGAAGCGCGCGACGCCUCUCGCGGCGCGAGGACGCCCGCGGGGUCGCACCCCGCGGCGUUACCCCCGACGCCGACCACCGUGGACAUCGAGAGGAUCGCGAACGAAUCGGAGUACCACGUCUCGUCGCCGCAGUCCCCACCCGUCCGCGGCGGCGGUCGCGCCCCGGUCGGGGUCGGGCGGACGAACUUCUCCGGGGUCACGUCCGAGGAGGCUGCGGCGGCGGCGGCGGAGCUCGUCAUCGCGGACGAGCUCGACGACAUCGAGGGACGAUCCGAUCCCAUCGCGAACGCGCGCCGCGCCGCGAUGGAGGCGCGCAGGGCGGUCAACGACGAAGCCGCGAAACUCGGGAUUCACCUCGACGAAGACACCGGGAAGCUCGCGGACGGGGAAGGGCUGCCGAUGCACCCGGCUGCGCUCGCCGCCGCCGCGGACCGGCAGCUCGCCGCGGAGCUCGCGACGGUGUGCGCGCUCGUGGACAAGGAGGAGUCGCGAAGAGCGGAGCUGAAGGCGAAGGCGACGGGGCCUCAAGGCGUGCAGAGCGUUCUCGAAGCGACGCUCCGGCCGUCGAGUAAAAAGAGCGCGGGCGAGAAAGCGGUCGCGGAUCUCCAGGCUGCGCAGAAACGCUGGGAGAUCGCGAUGGACGUCCAGCUGUCGCGGCUUCGCGAGGCGGCGCACGAGGCGGAGGAGAGGAACGCGGUCGCCGCGGCGAUGUCGGGGAGAGCGGUGGCGAAGAACACCACGGAGCUCUUCAAACGCGCGGGCGCGGUUCUGUCCAAGCACGACGCCAGGAAAGGCGGCGAAUCCGCGUUGCAUAACCCGUGGGGCGCGGGUCCGGGGCUGAAACCGAAGGCGCACGUCCCGACGCCGACGCCGAGGCGGCCGCUGUCGAACCGCGACCGGAACGAGCCGGCGCGGGGCAUCUCCGUGGAGACCGCGGCGGAGCUCAAGUCGAUCAAGAGCAUGGUUCGAACCGUGCACGUCGAGAUCGGCGGGCUCGCGCACAGGCUCGACAAGGUCGACGAGCGCGCGACCGGGGCUGGGAAAGCGGAGGCGGACGUCAUGAAAGCCCGACUCGAGGAGCUGCGCGGCGACGUCAAAAGUUUACGCAAAGCCGCGGACGUCGCCGACCGCGCGCUGUCCCUCGCGUCCGACGCCGAAGCGGGCGCGGCCGCGGCGUACGCGCACGCGCAGGAAGUCGGCGCGUCGCUCAGCGCGCAGAGAAGCGAUCACGCGCGCCUUCGCGAACGCGUAGACGCGCUCGCGCACGGCGCGGACGCGGGCAUUCGAGCCGUGGACGGUAAAGUCGAGAGAGUAAAAGCCGCCGCGCGAGGCGCCAAGGCGACCGCGCGGAUGGCCGAGGCGAGGUGCGUCUCGCUCGCCGGCGAGCUCGGGCGCGUCGCACGGCACGUCGGGAUGGACGGCGUCGGGGAAGCGCUGAGGACCGGCGUGCUGUUCGCGCCGCCGCCGCAGCCGCCGCCGCCGCCGGGUCUGCCGCCGACGUAUCAGCCGCCGCCGCCGUCGGCGCGAGCGAGGAGGGGGGGGCGACCGGGCGACGCCGCGGACGACGACGACGAAAACCUGUUCGAGAUACCGGUGGCGGGCGACGCGAACGGGGGGAUGAGCUUGGAGCAGCUCGCGGAGUUAUAG